Molecule: messenger RNA, 2535 nt
Organism: Gordionus sp. m RMFG-2023
Lineage: Eukaryota; Metazoa; Nematomorpha; Gordioida; Chordodea; Parachordodidae
Product: pre-mRNA-splicing factor SYF1-like
Exons: 15
Coding region: 15-2420 (801 amino acids)
Biological process (GO): mRNA splicing, via spliceosome; generation of catalytic spliceosome for first transesterification step
Cellular component (GO): post-mRNA release spliceosomal complex; U2-type catalytic step 2 spliceosome; Prp19 complex
Molecular function (GO): protein binding
Source: RefSeq, a predicted model, not a curated record
UAUUUAUAAAUCAUAUGGAAAACUCUGUGAAUCUUGAUAUAUUUUUAGAUAAUAAUAAUAUUCCUUAUGAAGAAGAUAUAAUCCGAAAUCCAUGCCAUGUCAAAUCAUGGUUAAGAUAUAUUCAACAUCAAAAUGAUGAAUUUAUAUCUACUAAUUUAUUAUAUGAGAGAGCCUUAAAAGAAAUUCCUGGAAGUUAUAAAUUAUGGAAUAGCUAUUUGAAAUCAUUAAGGACCCAAGCAUUAAAACACAAAAUUUCACAUCCAUUCUAUAAAAAAGUUAACAAUAUUCAUGAAAGAGCAUUAAUGUUUAUGAAUAAGAUGCCAAGAAUAUGGACAGAGUUCUGCAUUUUUCUUAAAGAUCAAGGAUUAAUAACUUAUACACGUAGAACAUUAGAUAGAAGCUUACAAUCAUUACCAAUAACACAGCAUCAUCGUAUAUGGCCUGUAUAUAUUGAAUUUGUAGAACUUCAUGAUAUUCCUGAAACUGGGAAAAGGGCUUAUAGACGUUAUUUAAAAUUUUAUCCAAAUGAUUCUGAAGAUUAUAUUGAUUAUCUAAAAGGAAUUAAUGCAAUAGAUGAAGCAGCUUGUGUUUUGAUCAAAAUUGUUAAUGAAGAUAGUUUUGUAUCAAAAGAAGGAAAAAGCAAUUAUCAACUCUGGUAUGAUUUGUGCGAUUUAGUUUGCAAACAUCCUUCCCAGAUAAAAUCUAUAAAAAUAGAUCCCAUUAUCAGGAGUGGUAUCAAAAGAUUUUCGAAUGAAAAGGGCAAAUUGUGGAAUUCAUUAGCAGAUUAUUAUAUAAGGGCUGGCCAUUUUGAGAAAGCUCGCGAUAUAUACGAAGAAGCUAUUUUAGAUAUUAUGACUGUCCGUGAUUUUACUCAAGUUUUUGAUGCGUAUUCUCAAUUCGAAGAAAGUUCUAUUAAUAAAAUAAUGGAAUUGAGUUCAGAUUCAGAUUUAACAGAAGCAGAAGACAACGAGCUAGAAUUGAGGUUGGCCAGGCUCGAAAAUUUAAUGGAACGUAGGUUGCUUUUGCUGAAUUCAGUUUUAUUGCGACAGAAUCCUCACAACGUUCACGAAUGGCUUAAAAGGGUUAAGCUUUACGAUGGCGAUGAUCAACAAAUUAUCUUAACUUUCGAAGAUGCCAUUAAAACGGUGAAUGAACCAAAAUUGACAGUGGGCCGUUUGUCCGAUCUUUGGAUUGCAUAUGCCGAUUUUUACGAAAAACAAGCCGGUACACCCCCAUCAAAUCAUGCAGAAUUGGCAAAUGAAACUGCCGAGGCAGAUAGUGAUAACAUUACCCACACAAAAUUCCUAAAUCUAGCACGGCAGAUAUAUUCCAGAGCCGUUAAAGAUUCUCGGUACGCUAAAGUGGACCACCUUGCCCAAGUCUGGUGCUCGAGCGUAGAAAUGGAGAUCAGGUGGGAAAAUUACGAUAAAGCCUUGGAUAUUUUACAAAAAGCUUCCACACCCUAUAUGGGGUCCACAAUUGCAACUAAUUACUUUGAUGAAACGGAAACCGUGCAAGCUAGAGUGCAUAAAUGUCUCAAAAUUUGGGCCCUCUAUGCCGAUUUGGAAGAAAGCUUUGGGACAUUUAACUCAACCAAAGCCGUAUACGACCGGAUAAUUGAGUUAAGGAUAGCCACUCCUCAAAUAAUUAUGAACUAUGGGUUGUUCCUGGAAGAAAAUCGAUACUUCGAGGAAGCUUUCAAGGCUUACGAAAAAGGGAUCGCCUUAUUUAAAUGGCCGAAUGUUUACGACAUAUGGAAUACCUAUCUAUCCAAAUUCGUCGAACGAUACGGUGGUACUAAGCUAGAAAGAGCUCGGGAUCUAUUCGAACAAUGUCUGGAACAUUGCCCACCGAAAUUCGCUAAAUCCAUUUACCUUCUUUACGCUAAACUAGAAGAGGAUUAUGGUCUCUCUCGCCAUGCUAUGUCAGUGUACGAUAGGGCCACUUUGCAUGUUCUUCCUACCCAAAAAUACGAAAUGUUUCAAAUCUACAUCGAAAGGGCAGCUCGUAUUUUCGGUCUACCCAAGACGAGAACCAUAUAUCAAAAAGCCAUUGAGGUGCUGCCCAACAAUCAGGCUAGAGAAAUGUGCUUGCAAUUUUCAGAACUAGAAUGCAAACUAGGCGAAAUUGAUAGGGGCCGAGCUAUAUACGCCCAUGGUUCCCAAAUGGCCGAUCCUAGAACAAACCCUGAAUAUUGGCAAAUAUGGAAGGAAUUUGAAGUUAAGCACGGAAACGAAGAUACAGUAAGAGAAAUGUUGCGCAUUAGGAGAAGCGUUCAAGCCAUUUACAAUACGCACGUUAACUUCAUAUCGGCUCAAUUAGUCAGCGCUAGGGAAAGCGCAGCUCAAAAAACAAUGUCUGUAGAUGCUCUAGAAGGUUCCAUGGAGCAAGAAGAGCAAGAAGAAGAGUUAAUAGAUUAAUUACUUUUAUUUCAGCUUUAAACUAUAUAUUGUAUAUUAUUUAUUAUAAAUAAAAAUCAAUGUGUAUAUUAUUUUAUAGAACAAAAUGUGAUACAAAUACAAAUGAUGUAAAUAA